AUGGCGAACCGCUGGUUCCCGUCUGAUGGUGCUUCUGCCCUGAAUCCACUGCUUGCCACCACUGGUGGAAGCCCCCAUCGCCCUCCUCCGUUACCUCCUGAUCCCCUUGAUGACCCCACCUCUCCUUUAUUGAUUAACCAGUUCCCUCCCUUAGCUACAAAAUCUUCCACUACUUCUCCUUCCCCUUCGGAAACUGCUCCUAUUGAGGAGUCUACCCCUUUAGUCACUAUUAAGUCAAUAGCGACUGACCCUCAAACUGCUGAUAUUGACAUGACGGAGGCUAGCCAGAUUGCUUUCGAAAAACCAAGAUCUACUGUUCCUAACCUUAGAUCUGAAAUUUCGGAUGCUGAAAAUUACAAUGUUGUUCCUCCCAAGAACUCCUCUCCCCUCCAAACUAAUAGAGCCUCUAGUAUGAGCCAUCCGCCUUCUAAUCCUUUAACCCCUACUAAAAUCCUUGCCACUACUGCUUCAGAAAAGACCUCCCCCUAUAGCCAAAUCCAAAGCGUCCUAAGUCCCAUGUGGGGUAGGAGAAGGCAUGUUGAAUUCCACAACAACCCCCUUACUAGAUCAAUGCUUGUUAGAAUUCCGAGUCCAUACCUAAGGUUGAAAAUCCUUGAGAAAGGAAUUUGGUAUGUUGGAGAUUCGAUGUUUCAUACAGCGCAAUGGUCUCCGAAUCCCGUUUCUGAAACCUUUGCUCCCACCUCCAUUCCAAUUUGGGCUCACCUGCGUGGAGUUCCUCCGGAUCUUCGUCAUUGGAAAAGGCUCAGAUUGGUUGCAGGUCUUGUUGGAGAGCCUGUUGAAACAGACGAUAUUACUAAAAACUUGGCUGGUUUAACUCUCUCGCAUGUUAAAGUCCAUGUAGAUUUAACGAAGGAUCUUCCUCGGAUAGUUGAGUUUGAAAGGCAAAAUAGCCAGAUUGUUGAGUUAAAUGUUGAUUAUCCUUGGCUGCCUUCUACCUGCUCCACUGUUCAGAGCUGGCCAGCUUCAAAUGAUCCAAUCUCUGCUGCUACCCCUAAAGGUCAAUCAAAAUAUCUUAGAAAGGAUGCCUCCACUAAUCCUACAAAGAAAGUUGUUGAAAAAACUGGUGAUGCCUCUGCUUCUAGUUGCUCUGUCCCCACUGUGCUUACUUCUCAAGCGCCGAUUGUAUCCAUUGGGCAUGUUUUCAAGUCUACCCCUCCAUCUGCUCCCUCUGCCCUCAGCAUUCCUUUGCCUCCUGGUUUAUGCUUCUAA
Messenger RNA from Eutrema salsugineum, 1230 nucleotides. RefSeq lists its product as uncharacterized. The record is from RefSeq and is a predicted model, not a curated record. The transcript is spliced from 3 exons. NCBI's taxonomy places the organism in Eukaryota, Viridiplantae, Streptophyta, Magnoliopsida, Brassicales, Brassicaceae. Bases 1 to 1230 code for a protein of 409 amino acids.